Messenger RNA from Abrus precatorius (Indian licorice), 1999 nucleotides. RefSeq lists its product as uncharacterized. Bases 162 to 1685 code for a protein of 507 amino acids. Lineage: Eukaryota; Viridiplantae; Streptophyta; Magnoliopsida; Fabales; Fabaceae. The transcript has 7 exons. The record is from RefSeq and is a predicted model, not a curated record.
AUUAUGGGAGUGGGAAAGUGGACCACAAAAGCAUCUGAUGGGAGCCAAAGCACUUCAAUAGGCGACAGACAGGUACUUGCUUAGCUGAGAGCUGAGGGGAACACACUGCAUUAUGUAAAGAUUGUAUUUUUGCUCCAACAAAGACUACCCUUUUGUCAAAUAUGGAUUACGAAAGGAUCCAAAAGCCUCAGGGUGGGGGGGGAUUUUCACCAGGAAGAUUGAGGAGCAUGCUACUUGGUGUGGAGAAGAAGAGGAAAGAAGAGGAAGAGCUUGGUUCUACUUUCACCAUGAGAUCUCAGAAUUCAGACAUGGAUGAAUCUGGUGGUAGCAGUUCAGAUCAUUGUAAAGAUGUAGACAUUGUGAGCGUCCUUCCUGAAUAUUCAACUUCUACUAUAGCUCGCACCAGUAGCAUAGAGGCAGUUGGUGGUGAUCGUAUUGUGAAGGUGAAUGCAGUAGCGACUUCAAGGAAUAGAAUCAUAGAAGAUCCAUCUUCUGAUUAUGAUAGUGGGCAUGAUAACAUGAGCAUGUUCUCAUCCAUGUUUGAAUUUCAGAAGGCUGAACAUGCUCCACAGAGAGUGCCAGUGGGGCCAUUCUCUAAAGCAGCUCCAUCUAAAUGGGAUGAUGCCCAGAAAUGGAUAGCUAGUCCAACGUCAAACAGGCCAAAGACAGUGCAGUCCCAGGGGCAUGGUGGGCAUGUUGGAAUGCGUAAAGUUGGUGGUCUUGCUUAUGGAAGCCGGCAACCUUCAAUGAAGGUUGUAGUUGAAGUUCCAGAUCAAAGAGAAAUUGCUUUAGAUGAACCAGAUACCAAGCAAAUUGAUACAGAUCAAACAAAAAUGGAAAGUGGAGGACAGAAAUUUGUGAGUUGGGAGGCAGAUCCCUAUGCAAUUGAAAAUUCUUGUGUUAGUCUCAGCCAGCAUAAUUCAUCUCUUGUGGUCCAGAGUGCAACUACAUUUGUUCCUCCCCCUUCAACAGCUCGAUCUGUGUCAAUGAGGGAUAUGGGUACAGAAAUGACCCCCAUUGCUAGCCAGGAGCCAUCAAGAACAGGUACACCAGUGAGGGCAACAACACCAAUUCGCAGCCCAAAUUCUUCCCAACCUUCCACUCCCACCAGAGCUGCCUCUGCAUCUACUUUAACUGAUCCACACAUUGACAAUCUAAAUCUCAACAAGAAUGAGUUGUCUGAAAAGGAGCUACAAAUGAAAACCAGGCGAGAAAUAAUGGUCCUUGGGGCACAACUAGGCAAAAUGAACAUUGCUGCAUGGGCUAGCAAAGAAGAAGAGGAUAAAGAUGCAUCCACUUCCCUUAAAACUAAAACAGAACCACCUAAGAGUGUUGUUGAAGCACGUGCAGCUGCAUGGGAGGAGGCUGAGAAGGCCAAGUAUAUGGCUAGGUUUAGGCGUGAGGAAAUGAAAAUUCAGGCAUGGGAAAAUCAUCAGAAAGCAAAAACAGAAUCCAAGAUGAGAAAAAUUGAGGUAGAAGUUGAAAGAAUACGGAGUAACGCACAUGAUAAGCUAAUGAAUAAAUUAGCAGCUGCACGGCACAAGGCUGAGGAGAAGCGAGCCACAGCAGAAGCCAAUAGAAAUCAUCAAGCUGCAAAAACUGAAGAGCAAGCAGAGUAUAUACGAAGAACUGGUCAUGUCCCUUCCUCAUAUUUAUCAUUUUCUUGCUGCAGUUGGUGCUCUUAAAGAAAGGCAAUCCUUGUCAGUGUUUCUUUUUCUUUCUAUAGCUAUGCGAUGCCUUUUGCUGCUUUAUGCUUACACCCAAGGAUGUUUGCAUUUCCCUCAUGGUGUAAAAUGUUGCAUUAUUAUGCAGAAUAAAUGCAAUUAGAAGAGCUAUGUCAUUCGUCUAGUUUUUAUUUUCUUAAUUUAUUUUGGGCUUCAUAACUAUUCCUGUAAAUAUCUCCCACUAAAUAUUAUUGUAUGGCCCCCAUAGUCAAGAAAGACGCUUAAAAAACGAAGCUGUGUCAUGUCUAUGCAAAUAUAGCAGUCGGUUGAACUUC